AUGUUCAGAAACAACUAUGACAACGAUUCCGUCACAUUCUCGCCGCAAGGCCGAAUAUUCCAAAUCGAAUACGCCGCCGAGGCCGUGAAGCAAGGAUCCGUCGUCGUCGGCAUCAGAAACGCCGAAGAACUAUCAUCCUACCAAAAGAAGCUCUUCUCCAUCGACGAACAUGCCGGCAUUGCCAUUGCAGGCCUCACCUCGGACGCCCGCGUCCUCUCCAACUUCAUGAAGCAGCAAUGUCUGGGUCACCGCCUGACGUACGGCCGCUCCAUCCCGCUCCGAUCGCUCGUCGACAUGAUUGGCGAAAAGGCCCAGAUCAACACCCAAGUAUACGGCAAGCGGCCGUACGGCGUGGGUUUGCUGGUUGCCGGUGUGGAUGAGAAGGGCCCGCACUUGUUUGAGUUUCAGCCGUCUGGCAUGACGGAGGAAAUGGUUGCCUUUGCUAUUGGUGCGCGUAGCCAGAUGGCGAGGACGUACCUGGAGCGCAAUGUGGAUGCGUUUGCUGAUUGCUCGAGGGAGGAGCUGGUCAAGCAUGGGCUCAAGGCGCUGCGGGAGAGUUUGGUGCAGGAUAAGGAGUUGACGGUGGAGAACACGUCUGUCGGUUUAGUUGGCGUGCAGGGCGAGGGGAUGAAGGAUAUCGAGGCGUUUAAGCUCUAUGAGGAGUUUGAGGUUAAGCAGUGGAUUGAUAGCGUUGGUGAGGGUCAAGGCACUGGUGAAGGUGAGGAGGGCAUGGACGUUGACAGCUAG
This is a messenger RNA of Pochonia chlamydosporia 170, 747 nucleotides long. Its product is annotated as proteasome subunit alpha. Gene Ontology annotation, cellular component: nucleus; proteasome core complex; proteasome core complex, alpha-subunit complex. Gene Ontology annotation, biological process: ubiquitin-dependent protein catabolic process. The coding region runs from base 1 to 747 and encodes 248 amino acids. The record is from RefSeq and is a predicted model, not a curated record. Lineage: Eukaryota; Fungi; Ascomycota; Sordariomycetes; Hypocreales; Clavicipitaceae. The transcript is spliced from 3 exons.